UAUGAAAUUUCUGUUGGUUUUUGAUUUUGACCAUACAAUCGUAGAUGAAAAUAGUGAUACCUGGAUUGUGAAAUGUGCUCCUGAGAAAAAACUUCCUAAUGAAUUAAGAAAAUCCUACCGACCAGGACACUGGACAGAAUAUAUGGGCAGAGUCUUUGUCUACUUGGGAGACAAUGGCAUCACAGAAGAUGAGAUGAGAAGAACUAUGACAACAAUUCCUUUCACUGCGGGAAUGGUAGAUCUUCUGGGUUUUAUUGGCGAGAACAAAGAGUUGUUUGACUGCAUAAUUGUUUCAGAUUCUAAUACAGUAUUUAUUGACUGGAUUUUGAAAGCUGCUGACUUCCAUAAGGUGUUUGAUGAAGUGUUUACAAACCCUGCAGCAUUCAGCAGUACUGGCUAUCUUACUGUACAGAACUUCCAUGCUCACCAUUGUGCAAAGUGCCCUAAAAACCUUUGCAAAAGGAGAGUUUUAAAAGAAUUUCUAGAUAAACAGUUGGAGCGAGGAGUAAGUUACACACGGAUUGUAUAUAUAGGUGAUGGUGGGAAUGACUUAUGUCCAGUAAUGUUUUUGAAGAAGGAUGAUAUUGCUAUGCCUAGGCAGGGGUAUACCUUGGAGAAAAAGAUUUCUCAGCUGGCCCAAAAUCUCAGUCCUGUAGAGUGUUCUGUUCUUGUUUGGUCAUCUGCUGCUGAAAUUAUGUCUCAUCUGAAAGUGCUUAUAAAGGAGUAAUUCAAAUGAUAAAAGGAAACUAAUACAGUUAUAUUUUAUCUUCCUGGGAGAGGAAAACUGCAUGUGUAUAAAAGCACAAAAUUGUAAA
Molecule: messenger RNA, 815 nt
Organism: Fulmarus glacialis (Northern fulmar)
Lineage: Eukaryota; Metazoa; Chordata; Aves; Procellariiformes; Procellariidae
Gene: PHOSPHO2
Product: phosphatase, orphan 2
Exons: 1
Coding region: 2-727 (241 amino acids)
Molecular function (GO): phosphatase activity
Source: RefSeq, a predicted model, not a curated record